Messenger RNA from Stomoxys calcitrans (stable fly), 435 nucleotides. Its product is annotated as histone-lysine N-methyltransferase SETMAR-like. Bases 1 to 435 code for a protein of 144 amino acids. Lineage: Eukaryota; Metazoa; Arthropoda; Insecta; Diptera; Muscidae. The transcript has a single exon. The record is from RefSeq and is a predicted model, not a curated record. Gene Ontology annotation, molecular function: nucleic acid binding.
AUGAGACACGGAUCCACCACUAUACUCCAGAGACAAAAGAACAAUCCAAACAAUGGACUGAAGCUGGAGGAAGUGCCCCAAAAAAAAAAGGCCAAAGCAAUUCAAUCAGCUGUUAAGGUUGUGGCAACGUUUUUUUGGGUCUUCAAAGGUAUUUUAAUGCUUGACUAUCUGCAAAAGGGUAAAACAAUAAAUUCAGAGUACUAUUGCAACCUUUUGGAUCAAUUAAAUGUGCAAAUUCGAGAAAAACGUCCUGGCUUGCAACACAAAAAAAUAGUUUUUCAUCAAGACAACGCACCAGCGCACAAGAGUGUUUUAACAAUGGCUAAAAUCAACGAAUUAAAGUACGAGUUGCUUGACCACCCAUCAAAUGAAGAUGCAAUUACAGUUGAAAACCACUAUUUUAAUCAAGACAUAGAAUUGCUAGAUAAGCGUUGA